AUACAGUGCUACGGACCUCAUUCAGUGGUCGUAAGCCGUAGUGUCGAGUCGUGUAUUGAUUCCAUUUCGCGUCGUCGAUAGUUUACAGUGUUGUAGUUCGAGUAAUGCUAAGUGUGUUGUGAAGAUUAAUGUUAUGCACGCAAUGAGUGAUCCUGCAUCCCUCGCCGGAAUGUUACCUUUUGACUCCAUUGGGCUCUAUGAGCAGCCUAAACCGAGGUUUAUAUUUAAGAUGCCGCGAGUGGUCCCCGACCAGAAGGCGAAGUUCGAAUCUGAUGAUCUCUUUAAAAGACUGAGCAGGGAGAGCGAGGUUAGGUACACAGGCUACCGUGACCGCCCCCCAGAAGAAAGACAGAUGCGUUUUACCAGCGGCUGUCGUGAGGGUCACACCGAAAUCGCCUUCACUGCUACCGGAACCAACCUUCAACUUGUAUUCGAUCAUUCACCAUACAACAACCGGGGCUGUGAUUUUCAGAAAGAAAACGGCAAAGCUCACAUCAUAUCCCGGUUCAUAAUGAAUGGAGUGUGCGUGAGAUGGCGGGGAUGGAUCGAUUUGGAGCGUUUGGACGGUGCAGGGUGUCUUGAACUCGACGAAGAACGCGCUGCUAUUGAAGAUGCAGCAUUGCGUGACCAAAUAGAACGUUAUAAUCAGAGGCUGCGUGACUUUGAAGAUAAACAGCGCGCUUACAGAGAACACGGCGAGGAUAUGCGUGGUCACUCCCAGGUCCAUGGCGUUCAGCGUUGUCACCCGGGAAGGCAACCACCUCACGCACCACAUCCAUCUCAUCCACAUCCCUCACACCCUGUACACAUAAAACCUCACUCUCAGGGUGCGCUCAUAUCGUAAACUCAUCUUAGUCUUUCCACUGAAAGCUGUACAGAUUGUCAAGCAAUCAAUAUUGGAUGCAUACCUUAAUGUACCUUAGAUGAAGAAAGUAUUGCAAUCGUAGUUAUAAGAUUUUUGUAGCGCUAUGAAAGUCUUUUGUAUUAACCAUAAGCGAAAUGCCUCGUAGUAUGGAUAGGCCUAUCAAAACGUAGCUUAACGUUUAAGCUAUUUGUACCUAUCAUUUUAAUAAUUCUUUCUAAAAUUUAGAGACAUGUAUAGGAACCUACGGAAAAGAUUGCAGAUUUUUGUUAGAUUUCGGCUUAAUUUUUUAACUUUUAAACUAUAGAGUUGCGACAUUAUUUGUAGAUACUUUCUGAAGUUAUGAAAAUUAUUUGUAUGUUUAAAGUGAUAUUACAUUGAUUUAGUUGUGUUAUUUAAUUUUAAGAUAAUUUGUUUAUUAAAUGUGAUAGUAAUGUGAAUAAAUAGGUAUGUAUAAAUUUUAA
Pieris napi is the source of this 1326-nucleotide messenger RNA. Its product is annotated as protein big brother-like. Gene Ontology annotation, molecular function: transcription coactivator activity; sequence-specific DNA binding. Gene Ontology annotation, cellular component: nucleus; core-binding factor complex. The transcript has 3 exons. NCBI's taxonomy places the organism in Eukaryota, Metazoa, Arthropoda, Insecta, Lepidoptera, Pieridae. The record is from RefSeq and is a predicted model, not a curated record. Bases 134 to 844 code for a protein of 236 amino acids. Gene Ontology annotation, biological process: regulation of transcription by RNA polymerase II.